UGAAAUUGACAUUUUACAUACCGUUUUAAAUUACAUUUUUUGUUGUGAUUUUUUUAAAGUGGAUUAUUUAUGUAGCGAUUUUUUAGAAGUUGAAUAUUCUCUCUUCGGUUUAAUUGCUGCAGUGGCAUUUAUUCUUAGUUAUGAAGUCAUUAGAGAAAAUUUCAUGCAAAUUGACAACGGCAUUAACUCCUUACAAACCCCUCAUUGGACCUUUAGCAAGUUGUUUUACAGUUGGUCAAUUUCUUGCGGAAAGCUUAAUCUGUUUAGAUAUCAUUGCAAGAAGAAGUACAAGAGGAGUUCCAUCAUGGCCCUUUGUGGGCGGAUUUGUAAUAGGGACUUUGAUGUUGAAGUAUUCACUCAUGAUAGAAGAUUUUAGUAUGUUUGUGGUAAAUUUUACGGGAGUACUGUUAAAUUUAUUCCAUAUUUUAAUAUACAAUAAAUUUUGUCGACGAAGAAGACGUGAAUUGCACGAACCUUUAAGAAAAGGAUUGAUUUUUGUGGCAUUUACGUUUUUAUAUUCUUUCUGGGAGAAAGAGGAGUUUCUGGGAUACAGAUAUGGAAUGAUUGUAACUAUUUUAAUGUUGGUUCUCAACGGAAGUCCUUUACUUGAGUUGAGUGAUAUAAUUGAAUGUGAAGAUGCUUCAAAAAUACAACUUCCUCUUACUGCAAUGACUUGUAUGAGUUGCCUCCUUUGGUUUCUUUAUGGAUUUAUCAUUAGAAGCGAUUUUAUUGUUAUUCAAAAUUUUUUUGGAUUUCUUUCUUCUUUUAUUCAAUCUGCUUUGUACCUAAACUAUUAUGAAGGAUUUUCUGGUAAAACAUCGUAGAGCUAAUUCAAAAGGCAUGGCCCGUUACAACAAUCUAUAUUAAGAAUUAUUACUUAAAUAUUUGAACUUUUUGAUGCAUAUAAUUUCAAAAUAAAUGCUUUUAUCUACAAUGUUCUGU
Molecule: messenger RNA, 942 nt
Organism: Agrilus planipennis (emerald ash borer)
Lineage: Eukaryota; Metazoa; Arthropoda; Insecta; Coleoptera; Buprestidae
Product: sugar transporter SWEET1-like
Exons: 4
Coding region: 141-824 (227 amino acids)
Biological process (GO): carbohydrate transport
Cellular component (GO): membrane
Molecular function (GO): sugar transmembrane transporter activity
Source: RefSeq, a predicted model, not a curated record